Messenger RNA from Fusarium falciforme, 867 nucleotides. Its product is annotated as HMG box domain-containing protein. The record is from RefSeq and is a predicted model, not a curated record. Bases 1 to 867 code for a protein of 288 amino acids. NCBI's taxonomy places the organism in Eukaryota, Fungi, Ascomycota, Sordariomycetes, Hypocreales, Nectriaceae. The transcript is spliced from 2 exons.
AUGCCCAUCACCCUCAAGCGCAAAGCACCAGACGCUGACCCUCCUCUUCCUCGCUCGACAGCCAUCCCCACCGCCCUCCCUCCCUCGGUCGAGGAGGCCUACCGACGGAAAUGCAUCCAGCUGAAGAACCGCACGAGCGAAGUUGAAGACGCAAACGAUGCCGCACGCCUCCGCCUCGCCCGUAUCAAGCGCCAGGUCGAGAAGCUGCGAAUAGAGCGCGCCUUCUUGCUCGAACAACUCGCGAAGCGUACCAGCGCCAACGUCGAAGAUUCUGAUGGCAGCCCCAGCCCGCCUCCUACAGACUACCAAUUCGCCAUCCCCAGUGAGUUAGCUGCUAACCCCCAGAAGCCCAAGGAUAAGCCGUUGCGCACCAAGCGAGGCCACCGAAAGUCCAUGAUGCCGGACGCCGAGGCCAAGGCACCUGGCGGUGCCUCGUUCAACACCCAGAACGCUGGCUCGCCCACGUCUGAGACCUUUUCGCACCCGCCCGAGAGCCAGUCCAAGGGCCCGCGCGCCAACGGCGUUUCUAAGGAAGCCAAGAAGCCCGCCGACGCCUUUGAGCUGUACUGCUCCGAGACACGACCUGCCCUCGAGGCUAAGCACAAGGACGGUGACGCCGAAGUCGACGUGGAGAGUGAGCUGGCCCGCGGCUGGAAGGAACUGCCUGAAGCCGAUAGGGACGAGUUUCAGGCCAAGUUCGAACAGUCACAGGCUAAGAGCUCUGAACCUAAGGAGACACCUGCCGAGGAUAAGAAGGAAGAGGAGAAGCCCGAAGAGACCAAGCCCGCAGCUCAAGACGAGGAUGUCGAGAUGGGCGACGACACCGAGGACCAGGAUACGCAGGCGGGUGAGAAGGCAGGAGAGUGA